GCCAACGAUCAUCAUGCUUAAAACGUUUGCUUGUGGAACCGUGACAUUUGUUGGACUUUACUUCGGCUUCCGCAAAGUUCUCAGGUGGACUUUCACACGCUGGAGCGACGCGGACGUAUUGAUUGUCAGCGAAAGGCUCAUAGAUGUUAUCCACGCUUCCUUGGCUUCUGCGACCGGAGUCAUCACCGUGACAUCGUGCAAAAAUGUCAUGAAAGACAGUCACUGGAUGCUCAACGAGUUUCUGUUGUUUGGAUAUCCCUAUUCGGCCAUCGACCUCUAUGCCUCGUAUAUGAGCCACUUCCAUACUCACAGGCUCAGAGGGAACAGCAUGUACAACAAGCACUCUCUGAUGACACUGAAGGCUUUCCUCUCCAGAUACUGGUUGACAGUCCUCCAUCACCUGGCAGUGCUUGGUAUUCUCUUACCCAUUGGUGUGUUUUACAGGAGGGGAUUGGGUGAUUUCUUCAUCGGCUGCUUGUUCAUCACAGAGCUCAGUGUCGCUUUUGCCUCUAUUUCAAAGAUCAUUGUCCAGGUGGGCCUCGAGAACACCAGGCUGCACAGAAUCAACAGCAUCUUAGUUCUGGGGACAUUCGUCAUGUGUCGGAUCUUCAUUUUCCCAUACAUGUACUGGAAGUAUGGGCAUGACUUUGGCAUUCCGCUGCACAAAGUGCCCUCCCAUCUGCCUUGGCACUGUAACGUUGGCAACGUGGCUGUUUUUUUGCCUCAGCUCUACUGGUUUUACCUCCAGCUGAAGAAAGCCCAGCGAGUGUUCAGACAUAAGAAAGAAAUCUAACCCACAGUACGUGCAUACUUUGAAAACGUUAGGGAUAUUGGGUGUUUGGAGGAAAUUUCAGGAUGAAUCUGAAAUGCAUGUGCAUUCAAAAGUCAAAAUGAGUUAACUUGCAAGGAUUAUAGCGUGUUGUAGGUUCAACCUUAAAUUUCAACCAAAAGCGGAAUAGCUCGAACUUUUUGUGAGCAGCGUAGCUUAGCUGUAAACGCACACAGCAAUGCCAAUCCAAGUAAACUAAAAGGUGUACACGUAUGAAGGUAAUUUGAUAAUUUUUGAGUCCAAUUUCUCCCUUCUAAAGAAAAUCAGCAGCGGACUCGAUUAUCUGAUGGCUCUCGAUCACGGGUGUCAAACUUCAUCUUUGUGUGUAACGCACCUAGGACAUUUGAAUUAAACCAGUGUGAUAAUAAACUUUGAUGCAUAUUUCAUGAAACUUAACGCUAUUGUUUCACAAUAUAUACUAUAUUAGUGAUUACCAAACAGGGUGCCGUGGCACACUACUUUUCCGUGAGAGAUCAUCAGGGGUGCACUGGGAAAUGAUCCAAAAAUCAUUCAUUACAAAUAAAAAGGUUUAGAAGAUA
Molecule: messenger RNA, 1368 nt
Organism: Phyllopteryx taeniolatus (common seadragon)
Lineage: Eukaryota; Metazoa; Chordata; Actinopteri; Syngnathiformes; Syngnathidae
Product: ceramide synthase-like
Exons: 5
Coding region: 14-793 (259 amino acids)
Biological process (GO): lipid homeostasis
Cellular component (GO): membrane; endoplasmic reticulum
Source: RefSeq, a predicted model, not a curated record